UAACGCGGGAGAGAGAGAGAGAAAAAGAAAAAAAUCGCAUAAAAUGUCCUUUUUGCUCUCGAGCUCUUCAUCUACCGCCACCAAAGCCGCCGCCGCGUCCCGUCUCCGACUCUAUUCUCAGCGGAGAUUCUGUCACCGCCUCCAAUCGGAUAGAGUUUUCCUUGAGUUGGUUGGAUCGAGUUUCGCUUUGAGGGCUAGGGUUUCCCUCAGGGCAACGGCGACGACUGACACCCAGAUGUCAAAAUCUCAUCUUUCGGUUUCUGGUGGCAAGCAAGCCCUUAUAUCGUUGUCGGACAAGAAUGAUCUGGCUUUUCUUGGGAAUGGACUUCAGGAAUUAGGGUAUACUAUUGUUUCAACUGGGGGGACUGCUGCUGCGCUAGAAGCUGCUGGUGUGUCGGUUACCAAAGUUGAAGAAAUUACUCAUUUUCCUGAAAUGCUUGAUGGUAGAGUGAAAACUUUGCAUCCUAGCAUACACGGUGGAAUUCUUGCUAGGAGAGAUCAAGGCCAUCACUUGGAGGCCUUAAAUUCUCAUGGCAUCGGGACAUUUGAUAUAGUGGUGGUGAACUUGUAUCCUUUCUAUCAAAAAGUUUCUUCUACUGAUGGAAUUACAUUUGAGGAUGGCAUUGAGAAUAUUGAUAUUGGUGGGCCUACCUUAAUCCGGGCUGCUGCAAAGAAUCACAAGGAUGUUUUGGUUGUGGUUGACCACAAUGACUAUCCUGCCCUCCUGGAAUUUUUGAAAGGAAAUAAAGAUAGCCAGCAAUUCCGAAGGGAAUUGGCUUGGAAAGCUUUUCAACAUGUUGCUUCCUAUGAUUCUGCAGUUUCAGAGUGGUUAUGGAAGCAAUCAUCAGGAGGUGAUAAGUUUCCUCCUAGUUUGACAGUGCCUCUCACAAGGAAAUCCACCCUUCGGUAUGGUGAAAAUCCUCAUCAGAAGGCCGCAUUUUAUGACGAUAAGAGUCUUUCCGUGGUGAAUGGUGGUGGUAUUGCUACUGCUAUACAACACCAUGGGAAGGAAAUGUCUUACAAUAAUUACCUAGAUGCGGAUGCUGCUUGGAACUGUGUCUCAGAGUUCAAGGACCCAACUUGUGUGGUUGUGAAGCACACAAAUCCAUGUGGUGUAGCAUCAAGGCAAGAUAUCAUUGAAGCAUAUAGAUUGGCUGUAAAAGGUGAUCCUGUAAGUGCUUUCGGUGGCAUAGUUGCUUUCAACACAACAAUAGACGAGGACCUUGCAAAAGAGAUACGAGAAUUUAGGAGCCCAACUGAUGGCGAGACAAGAAUGUUCUACGAAAUAGUUGUGGCACCAAGAUAUACGGAGAAAGGAUUAGAGAUUCUUCGUGGGAAGUCAAAGACAUUGAGGAUUCUUGAGGCAAAAAAGAGUGAGAAAGGAAUGCUCUCACUGAGACAAGUUGGAGGCGGGUGGUUAGCUCAGGAUGCUGACGGUUUAACCCCGGAAGAUAUCAAGUUCAACAUGAUGUCGGAAAAGGCUCCUGAAGAACAAAUGCUUCGUGAUGCAGAAUUUGCAUGGCUUUGCGUGAAGCAUGUUAAAAGCAAUGCCAUAGUGAUAGCCAAGGAUAACUGUAUGUUAGGUAUGGGGAGUGGACAACCAAAUAGGGUUGAGAGCCUAAGAAUAGCUUUCAGGAAAGCUGGAGAAGCAGCAAAGGGAGCUGCUUUGGCCAGCGAUGCAUUUUUCCCGUUUGCCUGGAAUGAUGCGGUCGAAGAAGCAUGUCAGAAUGGUAUCGGGAUCAUCGCAGAGCCUGGAGGUAGUAUCAGAGAUAAAGAUGCUGUAGAUUGCUGCAACAAAUACGGCGUCUCUCUAGUUUUCACAAAUGUGAGACAUUUCCGGCACUGAAGGAAUAUUGGUUUCACUACUACUCAGGCUUUAAGGAGAAAUAAUUGCUGUAUCCGAGUUUUUUUGAGAAUAAUAUGCAGGAUUUGCUAGCUGAUCCAAAAACUUUGGACGUGUUUGAAUUUUCUGAGCCGAAUUGAGAUGUCGUAUGAUACUCUUGUGACUUUAUAGAUGCAUAGAAAUUUUGAGGAUUUGAAUAAACUUAUUUUGAUUGCA
This is a messenger RNA of Asparagus officinalis (garden asparagus), 2059 nucleotides long. Its product is annotated as bifunctional purine biosynthesis protein PurH-like. Gene Ontology annotation, molecular function: IMP cyclohydrolase activity; phosphoribosylaminoimidazolecarboxamide formyltransferase activity. Gene Ontology annotation, cellular component: cytosol. Gene Ontology annotation, biological process: 'de novo' IMP biosynthetic process. The transcript is spliced from 12 exons. NCBI's taxonomy places the organism in Eukaryota, Viridiplantae, Streptophyta, Magnoliopsida, Asparagales, Asparagaceae. The record is from RefSeq and is a predicted model, not a curated record. The coding region runs from base 44 to 1846 and encodes 600 amino acids.